Oncorhynchus nerka (sockeye salmon) is the source of this 1617-nucleotide messenger RNA. Its product is annotated as glucose-6-phosphatase catalytic subunit 1-like. The record is from RefSeq and is a predicted model, not a curated record. Bases 577 to 834 code for a protein of 85 amino acids. Gene Ontology annotation, molecular function: glucose-6-phosphatase activity. The transcript has 4 exons. Gene Ontology annotation, biological process: gluconeogenesis; glucose 6-phosphate metabolic process. Gene Ontology annotation, cellular component: membrane. Lineage: Eukaryota; Metazoa; Chordata; Actinopteri; Salmoniformes; Salmonidae.
GCAGCACACACUACAAGGGCUGCACAGAGACCUCACACCACUACCUCUUGACUUUAUCAGACAAUACACACAGAACUAUGGUACUGCCAGCGGGCAUCUCAGCAGACACCUCUGCUCUUCUGACGUAGGAUAUCAGACACAGCAGCAGCUAUAGACUAGUUGUCGAAGACUGUUCUUAACGUUAGUGUGACUGUCAGAUACAGUGAACUAGAGAGCAGCCAUGGACACCGUCCACGCCUAUGGAGUUAGCACCACACGAUACCUCCAGACUCACUACCAAUACUAAUACUAAUCACAGUGCUCAGAUGCUAAGAUAAAGAAUAACAAUAUAAUAUGUAUAUUUCCAGGAUGAAAAUACUGCAGGUUCCGAAUGUUUUAACUAUGCUAUGAGAACGAUCUAACAGAUGAUCCCUCCAGUGCGUAUGUUGCCAGACAGAGGAGGAUUCAAUAUGUGAUACAUUAUAUAUUACUCUCUCAUGUCUACACAGCAUCCUGUUUGGCGAGCGUCCCUAUUGGUGGGUUCAAGAGACUCCUUACUAUGGCAACUCAUCAGCACCACAAAUUGGGCAGUUCCCUAUGACCUGUGAGACUAGUCCAGGAAGUCCGUUGGGUCAUGCCAUGAGUGCUGCAGGGGUUUACUGCGCUAUGAUCUCAUCACUCCUCGCCAUCCUCCUCAAGGAACACGGGGGUCACAUCAAGAACUGGUGUGUCCGCGGGACCCUGUGGGCUGUCUUCUGGUGUGUGCAGGUGUGUGUCUGUCUCUCCAGGGUUUUCAUCGCUGCCCACUUCCCUCACCAGGUUGUCGCUGGGGUCAUCACAGGAUCCUGGGACUGAACACCUCCCUCUGCAACUAGAUCCUGGACUUCCUGACGGGCCGCCCCCAGGUGGUGAGGUUAGGUAGCAACACAUCUGCCAUGCUGAUCCUCAACACUGGAGCUCCCCAGGGGUGUGUACUCAGUCCCCUCCUGUACUCCCUGUUCACCCACGACUGCAUGGCCAGGCAUGACUCCAACACCAUCAUUAAGUUUGCAGACGACACAACAGUGGUAGGCCUGAUCACCGACAAUGACGAGACAGCCUAUAGGAGGAGGUCAGAGACCUGGCCGGGUGGUGCCAGAAUAACAACCUAUCCCUCAACGUGAUCAAGACUAAGGAGAUGAUUGUGGACUACAGGAAAAGGAGGACCGAGCACGCCCCCAUUCUCAUCGACGGGGCUGUAGUGGAGCAGGUUGAGAGCUUCAAGUUCCUUGGUGUCCACAUCAACAACCAACUAGAAUGGUCCAAACACACCAAGACAGUCGUGAAGAGGAAACGACAAAGCCUAUUCCCCUCAGGAAACUAAAAGGAUUUGCAUCAUUGCCUGGUACGGCAAUUGCUCGGCCUCUGACCGCAAGGCAAUACAGAAGGUAGUGCGUACGGCCCAGUACAUCCCUUGUGCUAAACUGCUUGCCCUCCAGGACCUCUACACCAGGCGGUGUCAGAGGAAGGCCCUAAAAAUUGUCAAAGACCCCAGCCACCCAAGUCAUGUUCUCUCUACUACCACAUUGCAAGCAGUACCGGAGUGCCAAGUCUAGGACAAAAAGGCUUCUCAACAGUUUUUACCCCCAAGCCAUGAAA